AGUUGCCUUUAACAUUUGUGAGCAGGCGAGUCAAUUGCUGGACAAGGAGUUAAUUAAUUUUUUUUGCAAAACGUCUUUCUUUGGCCGCAUCAAACUUCAACCAUUAAUUAUGAGUGCUGGCAAGCAUUUGGCGAAAGGUUCUCCACGGCCGGCGUUGCCUGAUGAUGGUGUGCCCCGGCUAUAUUCUAUGCGCUUUUGCCCAUAUGCCCAGCGUGCUCAUUUGACGCUGAAUGCCAAAAAGGUGCCUCACCACAUCAUUUACAUUAAUCUAACGGAGAAGCCCGAGUGGCUGGUGGACUAUAGUCCUCUGCUGAAGGUGCCGGCACUGCAUUUGGUUGGCGAACGCAAUCAGCCGGCUCUGAUUGAGUCGCUCAUCAUUGUAGAAUAUCUCGAUGAGAAGUAUCCAGAGAAUCCACUGCUCCCCAAGGAUCCACUGCAGCGUGCCCAGGACAAAAUCCUAGUAGAGCGCUUUGGAGCUGUGACCAGCAACUUUAUGAAGAUUAUAGUGCACAAUGCAGAACCUGAUGAGCUCUGGACUGCUUUCGAUAUAUUUGAGGAGGAGCUGGGAAAGCGUGGCUCGGCCUAUUUCUCUGGCAGCAAGCCAGGCUUCGUGGACUACAUGAUCUGGCCCUGGUUUGAGCGUCUGCCUGUGAUCAAGUUUGUACUCGAGGAUCGCUAUAAUUUUGAUGUCAAACGGUUCGCCAAGCUCAAUGCCUGGAUUGAGCUAAUGUUGAAGGAUGAGUGGGUUAAGUCGUUCUAUGUCACGCCUGAGCAGCACGUGGAGUUCUGGCGCACCCGCAAAGCCGGCAAUGCCAACUACGAUAUGCUUGCUUGAGCCAUAAUCACAGAUUAAUCUCGUUGUUCCAUUCAGAUCC
Messenger RNA from Drosophila navojoa, 875 nucleotides. It is a transcript of the gene GstO3, whose product is annotated as Glutathione S transferase O3. Gene Ontology annotation, cellular component: cytoplasm. Gene Ontology annotation, biological process: glutathione metabolic process. The record is from RefSeq and is a predicted model, not a curated record. Lineage: Eukaryota; Metazoa; Arthropoda; Insecta; Diptera; Drosophilidae. Gene Ontology annotation, molecular function: glutathione transferase activity; glutathione dehydrogenase (ascorbate) activity.